Colletotrichum paranaense is the source of this 660-nucleotide messenger RNA. RefSeq names its product acyl-protein thioesterase. The record is from RefSeq and is a predicted model, not a curated record. Gene Ontology annotation, cellular component: cytoplasm. Gene Ontology annotation, biological process: protein depalmitoylation. Bases 1 to 660 code for a protein of 219 amino acids. NCBI's taxonomy places the organism in Eukaryota, Fungi, Ascomycota, Sordariomycetes, Glomerellales, Glomerellaceae. The transcript has a single exon. Gene Ontology annotation, molecular function: palmitoyl-(protein) hydrolase activity; carboxylic ester hydrolase activity.
AUGCAGUCACUAAAUUACUCCAGCGACUCACAAGAUCGCACUCUGGCAGACGCUUUCCCAUCUUUUCGCUGGGUCUUUCCUCAAGCAAAAUUAGGAAAGGCGAUGGCGCUCGGCGAUAAGGUCUCGCAAUGGUUUGACAUCUGGAACGUAAACAACUUUGCCGAUCACGAAGAGCAUCAAGCUGAGGGGCUCCGAGACAGCGUCGCCGCCAUCCGAGAGAUCCUCACCACAGAGGCGGAGCUCCUAGAAGGCAAGUGGAACCGCAUCAUUCUGGCUGGAAUAAGUCAAGGCGCAGCAGCCGGCGUCCAUACUCUACUCAAUUUACGACUCCCACCGGGGCAAUCCAGACUCGGAGCCUUUGUCGGCUUUUCCUGCCGCAUGCCGUUCCCUGGGAGAAAUCUCAACGAUACCCGGGCACUUCUCGGGCUUGGGGAUGUCCCAGAAGGAUGUGCUCUUCUGGAACAUACUCCCAUCUUACUAGAGCAUUGUGUUGAUGACCCCCUGGUGCUGGUUGCCAAUGGCCGUAUCUUGAGGGACACCCUGGGUAGGUUUGGUGCACAAGUUGAGUGGAAAGAGUAUCAAGAAGGAGGGCAUUGGUUUAAUUCACCUUCAGGAAUGGAUGAUGUUGUUCAAUUCUUGAACUCCCAUCUCUCUGAAUGA